ACUUACUGUUGACAAACAAGUCGGAUAAUUAAACUCAAGUGAAAUACGGAACGGAAAAUAGAGUUCAAUAACAAUGGCUAUUGAAUUCGACAAGUUGGGAUGGGUUGAUCGUCUGUUGACCCUUUGGAUUGCUCUGGCAGUGGGGCUUGGAAUAGGAUUAUCCUAUAUCCCUGGGGUAUCCGACUUCUUAACGGGUGCAACGGUGGGUGGAGAUACAAACAUAUUCUUGGCCGUUGGUCUGAUUGUGAUGAUGUAUCCACCUUUGAUGCGAGUCGAUUACGGGCGAGUUGGUCAGAUUUUCAAAAACCCUAAAGCUGUGGGAACGUCGAUCUCUUUGAAUUGGAUUAUCGGUCCAUGGUUGAUGACGUUUCUGGGCUUGGCAGUACUACACAGCCAUCCGGAGCUGUUACAAGGACUUGUUCUUAUUGGUAUCGCCCGUUGUAUCGCGAUGGUGUUAAUCUGGUGCGAGCUGGCGGGUGCAGAGAUGGAUCUGGCUGUCACUUUGGUCUUGGUAAAUAGUGUAUUGCAGAUUCUGCUGUAUUCCGUGUACGAAAUGUUGAUCAUUCAGAUCUUUUUGCCGGCCCUGGAUAUCUCUAGCGAUAAUGGAGAGGAUCUCCCAAUAGGAGAGUCAUUCCUGUUGGUAUUGGAGAGCGUUGCAAUUUACCUCGGUAUUCCAUUUGCACUUGGAUUUGGAACCUGGAUAAUUGGGCAAAGGUUCCUGGGGGAAACUAAGUACACAAAAUUUGCAAACACUAUUGGACCGCUAGCACUGUGCUCUCUACUGUUUGUCAUCGUUAUUAUAUUCGCAAUGUCGGGCUCACAGAUGGUAGACGAAAUAACUAGCGUACUGCUGGUCGCCGUACCUUUGAUACUUUACUUCUUGAUUAUGUUUGUUGGGUCGUUCUUGCUGUGCUGGAAGAUGGAUAUGCCUUACGGUAAGACUUCAGCCAUCGCUUUCACGGCGGCGGGCAAUAACUUCGAAUUGGCGCUGGCUUUGGCCAUCGCUCUAUACGGUGCGAACUCAGAACAGGCUUUGGCGGCUGUAGUGGGUCCGUUGAUUGAGAUUCCUGUUAUGUUGAUCCUGGUGUUCAUUUCUCGAUGGCUAGCUGGCUAUUUGGAGUUUAGUGACGAUAACGAGGAGCUUAGACGGCUCUGUGAAGAGAAUGGUUGUGAUUACGAGCAGUGUUUGGCUGACAACAUACAGAAAGAGUGUAAAAAGGAUCAAUGCGAUGUGGUCGAGUGCUUGAAAUCCCGAAAGGUAGUGCCAAGCGAUAUUGCAGGAAGUGAUGUUGCAAUUGUGGACGGUUCUGGUUCUUUCUCUGAUAAGGGCGAUUUGGGUAUCAAAGUUGUGGGAGCGCAAAAUUGAGCAAUCAAUCUCACAGAGACAGCAACGGGAUAUUGUUAUAGUACUAGAAUUCGAAGAGAGAGAUAUCAAGAAGCGAAACAACCAUUCGUGUUAGAAAAACAUCACAAAGAAGCAAGUUAAAUAUAUUUGUGUUUAAAAGAACAAACACCGCGGAAGCUACGCGAUGCAUAGCCUUCUAAAUAAAGCACGAUGUAUUCGAAUGCGACUCGGAAUAAUUGUAAAACCUAUUUUAGAUUCUCGUAUGGUGACCUGAGGCACCCAAUAUUAAUAAAAAAGAAUCAUGUGCAGAAAGCACAUCGACUAUUAGUCCUGAACUAUAAAUUAAUUAACCAUCAAUUUGUACCAUCACAUUGACGACUAGGCAAGCCAGCAGUUGCCGACAGUACACUCUGACUAGAGUGAUAACAUAUAUAUUUAGCAUUGACUUAUAUAUUUGCCACUUGUUUCGUGGUGACUUAGACGGUUUC
Sphaeroforma arctica JP610 is the source of this 1833-nucleotide messenger RNA. RefSeq lists its product as hypothetical. Gene Ontology annotation, molecular function: arsenite transmembrane transporter activity; antimonite transmembrane transporter activity; antiporter activity. The transcript has a single exon. Bases 74 to 1366 code for a protein of 430 amino acids. Lineage: Eukaryota; Ichthyosporea; Ichthyophonida. Gene Ontology annotation, biological process: antimonite transmembrane transport; arsenite transport. The record is from RefSeq and is a predicted model, not a curated record. Gene Ontology annotation, cellular component: plasma membrane.